This is a messenger RNA of Diaporthe batatas, 1659 nucleotides long. RefSeq lists its product as uncharacterized. The transcript has 3 exons. Gene Ontology annotation, cellular component: Golgi apparatus. The record is from RefSeq and is a predicted model, not a curated record. NCBI's taxonomy places the organism in Eukaryota, Fungi, Ascomycota, Sordariomycetes, Diaporthales, Diaporthaceae. Gene Ontology annotation, biological process: mannan biosynthetic process. Gene Ontology annotation, molecular function: alpha-1,2-mannosyltransferase activity. The coding region runs from base 1 to 1659 and encodes 552 amino acids.
AUGGCUCGGAUUGGCCACGUCAGGUUGGAGAGGCGGCUUGCCUGGCUCCUGGCGUCCAUGGCUGCAAGCAUCAUCUGGUUCGUUGUGUAUAACUACCACGGCGGCGGCUCACAUCUCGGCUGGGGCGGCAGCCCGCAAGACAUGCAGCUACCGCUGGCCGUUGCCGGACCGGAAAGCGCCGGCCGGGGCCCGGCCAGCCAAGCAGGCGCUGCUCGCCUGCCGGCAUGGAUCGAGACGCCAAAGGUGUUCGACGUCGCUGAGAUCCCCGACUACGUGCCGCCGCCUUUCUCGCUGGGCACGCCCAUUGAGCUUUACCCGCAGCUCGCACAGGCCGUGGACAGGUUUCUCUCAAGGCCCGUCCUCACACACGAGCAGGCCUCGAAGCAGAACCAGGCCGCCUGCCCCUCCGAGCAGGCCGGCGCCCAGGUCAACGCGGACCAGCUCGGAAACGACCGCCAGAAAUGGCUCGCUGUCGGCCCCGACACAAUCGAACGCAUGCGCAGGGGCGCCCUCGACUAUCUCGAGCAGCACACCGCCGCCGAGGGGGAGGCUGCCCUCGUGGGCCCCGGCCUCCGCCUGGACGGGAGCCCCGUCCGGCAGGGCUCCCGCGGCAUCGUGUUUGCCGCAGGGAACCACAGGACCGUGGACAGGGCCAUAGGGUGUAUCAAGGAGCUCCAGAAGCUCGGGUGGCACCGUGGCGACAUAGAGGUCUUCCACUUUGAGGAUGAGCUGACCGACGACGGCCAAAGACAGCAGCUGAGAGACCUCGGGGCGACCCCCCACGCGGUCUCCACCAGGAAAGCCCCCGGCCGGUGGAAGAACUUUGAGCUCAAGGCCGAGGCCAUCCUCCGCAGCUCCUUUGACGAGGUGCUCUAUCUGGACUCGGACAACUAUCCCCUGUCCCACGUGGGCGCGCUCUUCGAUUCGCCCCUCUUCUCCUCCGAGAGAGGCGGGCGGGCUGUCUUCUGGCCUGACCUGAAUCGUGACCACCCAGACAAUGCCAUCCACCGCCUGCUCGGUAUCCCUUGCCAUGACGCCUGGGAGCUUGACAGUGGCCAGAUUUUGAUCUCAAAGUCCGGCAACGACGGGCUGAACCUUGCUGCCUUGUAUCUGGCCCAGUACAUGGCCGAGGAGGGCGAUUUCUGGUUCAGCGGUGGUGACAAGGACACGUUUCGCUAUGCCUUCCUGGCUCUUGGUCUGACCUACACGCCGGCCCCGCGCUGGCUCUCACUACUGGGCAACCGCGACCCCAGGGGCGACUUUUGUGGUGCUGCCAUGCUUCAAUAUGGUCUUGAUCCGCCCAGAGACGGGCAUGCUGAUCCGGCCGACCCGUCGCACCCAGAACCGCUGUUCGUGCACGCCAACCUGCUCAAGCACAUGAGUGGGGUGCGUCCCGGUGGCGUGUUCCCCCUGUUCAGACGCCUGGUCCCGGGCCAGGACAGUGUUCGCACCGACCAUCUCCCAGCUACAGCCCUUCAUAGUGUCGCCGGCGGCGGAACCGACGUAGUGGGCAGGGGCCUGUGCAGCGACAUCGUCGCAUUCCGAGGCGGGGCCGACAUAGAAACAGCUGAUACCAGAGCGCUCUUUGGAGGUAUGAUGAAGGAUUUUGAGGAGCGAUUCUUCAGUUAUGGCGCCCUUCCCGGUCUCUGGCGCUACUAG